GGUUGAGUAAGAAGGAAAAUGUCUCGGGCGAGUGACAAAUGUGAUAAAUGACCUAAUAGCCAAAUGUGAGAUUUGCCUUGUGUUGCUGCAAGAGAAGCCGCUAUGAUUGGAGACUAUGAUAGUGACUGUGCCCCACCCUGGCCACCCCAAACAAAAUAUUUUUAGCAUAGUCAGUCACAGGGUGAUGUGUGAAGACUGUGUGAAAGACUUUAGUUUCGGUCUGAACUUCCUCAUGAUACUAAAAGUCUGCAGAGGCCAUUUCUUACUCAGAUCGCCUUAAAUGACUGUCUAUUUGUGAACGUUUUAACCGUGCCAUGGAUCAAAUCUAUGGGAAUGUUGAUGUCCCUGCAGUUGGGAAUUACUCAGGGGAAGAUCCAUCUGAUUAUUAUUCUAAUAUCCCUGAGUCUGGCUCCAGUUUGUCUAAAGCCACAGAUCGUCCGUGCCCAGUGUCUCAACCCCAUGGCAGUGGUGCUGAAGAGAAAGUGUCCACGUCCAGAGUGGUGCCGAUGCUUCCACUGGCUCUUGGCCUCGGCCUGCUCCUCACCCUGCCUGCCCUAAUUGCAGUGGCGCACCUCUAUGUCACUGGACAGGCUAAACUUAAUCUGAUAGAAAACCUGCACAGGAAUUUGUCUGCAACUUUGAAUAUCACUGAUUUAAUUGCAGGUGUAGAGGAACUGCUUGUCAAGAAUGAAGCUUUGCUUACCCGUCAAAUCUCUUUUGAUGCCUCCUCUGGUUGUAGGGUUUGUCCAGAUGCAUGGGCUCACCACAGUGGAAAAUGCUACUUCUUCUCUUCAUCUGGAAAAAACUGGAAACAGAGUCAAGAUUACUGCCUUACAUUAGGGGGCCACCUGGUUAUUGUGAACAAUCAAGAGGAACAGAAUUUUCUGUCCCAAAGUGCCAUUGAGGAUUACUACUGGAUUGGACUGAGUGACCUGGAGACAGAGGGGCAGUGGAUUUGGGUGGACGGCACACCUCUAAAUAAGACUGGAGCAGUAUUCUGGCUCAAAAGACCCAAUGGGAAGGAUGAACCAGACAACUGGAAGGGGGAUGAGCACUGUGGCCUUUUAUACAAAGGAGGAGAUUGGCGUGACGUCUCCUGCAAGGAUCCUCAGAGAUUUGUCUGUGAGGCGAUAGCCACUAACUAGGUUGGACUGUAUUGAAUAUUAAGCAAUUUAGCAGCUAAAUGUAAAUGAUUAUGAAGGAGGUUGUUUCACACUUCAAACUUUUACUUCAAAUAUGAGCUGCACAUCCACAAGUGAAUACUACUGUAUAUUACACUGUCUGAGUACACCUGCCAUACAGUAUCCGCACAAGCACAUUUUAAGUACCUGUAUGAAAUGAAAAUACUUUAUUUCAUAAUUUUGCUUUAUUUGCACAGGUGUUGCUAUGAUUUACUUAGCCACAAUUAAACUUUAUAUGUGCCUGCUUAAAAUAAUGUGUCAAACUGGAAGUGUGAUCUUGAAUACAGUAAAAUCUCUGUAAGCUAUAAUAAAACUGCAAAUGUUUCCA
This is a messenger RNA of Alosa sapidissima (American shad), 1509 nucleotides long. Its product is annotated as CD209 antigen-like protein E. The transcript is spliced from 7 exons. Bases 315 to 1145 code for a protein of 276 amino acids. The record is from RefSeq and is a predicted model, not a curated record. NCBI's taxonomy places the organism in Eukaryota, Metazoa, Chordata, Actinopteri, Clupeiformes, Clupeidae.